AUAUCUUUUCUAAAUAAUUUCGUAAAAAAACUUUAUAUUAUAACAAUAAUACCUAAAUAUAAAUAUUAUAAACUGUUCAAUGUUAUGAUAAUGUAAAGAAAUUUUUUAAUUCGUGGAGACGCGUAUGGUUGUAGAAAUACUGUGUAGAAAAUUCUCAAAAGAAAUCCUCAUUUUAAGAUCACAAAGAUAAUUAAAUCAUUUCAAAAUGUCACCUACGAGAGCAGCAGGAUUAGUUAUUUAUAGAUAUACAAAUCAAGUAAUACAGUUUCUGAUGUUACAAACAUCCUAUGGGGCUCACCAUUGGACCCCUCCAAAGGGUCAUGUGGACCCAGGAGAAUCAGACUGGGUAACAGCACUUCGGGAAACUCAAGAAGAGGCUGGUUUUACUGCUGAGGAUCUAGAGAUUUAUAAAACCAUAUCGAAAUCACUGCACUAUGAAGUUAAUGGAAAGCCAAAAGAGGUUGUAUACUGGCUAGCAAAACUUAAAAUUCCCGAACAGAAAGUGACUUUAUCAGAUGAACAUCAAGAUUUAAAGUGGUUGCCAUUGCAUCAAGCUCAAGAAAUCUCAGGAUUUGAAGACAUGAAGAACUUGUUAGCUGAUUUCCAUGAAGAGGCUUCUAAAAUGAUUUAGUUAUUUCUGUAAAAAUUAAAAUUAUCAGGCAGCGCAAAGCAA
This is a messenger RNA of Aricia agestis (brown argus), 673 nucleotides long. It is a transcript of the gene Apf, whose product is annotated as bis(5'-nucleosyl)-tetraphosphatase [asymmetrical]. Bases 206 to 631 code for a protein of 141 amino acids. Lineage: Eukaryota; Metazoa; Arthropoda; Insecta; Lepidoptera; Lycaenidae. Gene Ontology annotation, molecular function: bis(5'-nucleosyl)-tetraphosphatase (asymmetrical) activity. Gene Ontology annotation, biological process: AMP biosynthetic process; ATP biosynthetic process. The record is from RefSeq and is a predicted model, not a curated record. The transcript has 3 exons.